AUGAGAAAGCGAGACGAAGACAUCCAAGUAUUCGCCUACAAUGUAGAAGCGCUAUUAAGUCGCGCGAUGCCAAACAUCGAGAAGGGCGACAGAGAAACACUUCUCAAGCAACAAUUUGUCGAAGAAGUGUCUAUAGAACUAAAGAGACAAUUAUUACAACGACCGACCCUCUCGUACGAGGAGACAGUUACGUCGGGGCAACAGCUGGAUUUAGCGUGUCAGACUUCAUCGAGUCAAUCGGUUAACGAAAUGAAUACGAGCGGUGGCACGAAUCAAACGGUAGUAGAGUCGCCCUUGGUUAUGCAAUUGAUGGAAAGUGUAGAUAUUCUUACGAGGAAGGUUAGUGAAUUAUCUCAAUCUGUUGCUAACGUAAACGCAGCGUCUGUGCGAAAUUCCCCCGCCGGGCGCCGGGGCCCUUGUUAUCAAUGUGGGCGAAUGGGUCACAUCGCCAGCGAAUGUAGGAGUACGUCCGGGAACGGGCGACGAAUGAAUUAUCGACAGCGCCAAACUGAAAAUUACUGCUUUGUUUGUCGACAGAUGGGACACUUCGCGCGGGCAUGCCAGUUUCGAUUCCAGUCCUCCAUUAAUAGCCAACCACGUCAGGGAAACGACCAGGGGCCGACCCGUUUCUAGGCCGGAGGUCAGCCCAGGAUAAUGCGGCCUUGCCCAUAAACUGUGUUCAGCCCACGGCAGUCUUCGUAAAGGCACGAUUGGGCGACCAUGAGCGAAAAUGUUUAGUGGACACAGGUGCAACGGUGUCGUUAGUCAGCAGAGAAUUUAUUGGUGGACCCUUAAAGCCAUGUUCUUUGAGGGCAGGAGGGAUAGGCGGGGAGGACCUACAUGUGUUGGGAUCAACAGACUUGCAUGUUUGCCUUGGGAUGUCGAAGGUCUCCCAUCAGUUUCUGGUCGUAGGUAUGAGAAACACUUGCAUUUUGGGGGCCGAUUUCUUAAAAUCGGGGGGAAUGGUUGUGGACAUAGCGAACUCGAAGCUUUCGUGGAAGACAGGGGAAGCAGAAUUAAUCGUUGAGACAACUUCCCCAACUGUGAACAAGCCAAGUGUUCUGCUCGAAAUUUAUUCAGACAUUUUUGUAAACGAGCCGAGCGAUCCCUUAGGCUUAACUACCAGGACGGAACACGCGAUUGAUACAGGGGAUAGUCGCCCAGUGAAGCAAAGGCCCUAUCGGAUUCCCGCUCAUCUCAACAAAGUGGUGAACAAUCAGGUAAAUGAUAUGUUAGACAGAGGCAAUCUCGUUCGCCGAGCCUGCGAUCCUUGGGAAGGAAACGAAGGCUCUGGGAUAAUCCAUCUCAGACAUACAGAAAACUGUAUGUCGACCGAACUGCGCAUGCGUUGGCAAAAGCAAAACAAAUUGUUUGAAAUAUUUUAUUGUUUCGUCAUAAAAUGAUGAUUUUUUCGGGGUUUUGGCGGAAAUGUUGAUGUUCUUCAUAGUGGGAUACAAAAGGUGUGUUAGCGACUGAAUAAGGAAAAUAUUGCGUGUGAAAUAGGGUCAGUAUAGAGCCGGCAGGAGCCGCGAAGAGUGCUGUUGUCGAAGAAAAAUGUCACAAUUAAUUGUAAUCUUGUCCAUUCACCUCUGUGUCAGUUUGAAAAAGCUUUAAAUGUAGAGACAUUUGUGGUUCCUCCAGCAUAAUUUAGCCGUUUAACGCUAUUAUGUUUCUAAUGGUUGAAAGAGCGCGUAGAAAGAGCAAUUUUUAAGAACAAAAACAAUGUACUGUGUGUUAAUUGCUACUGUAGUAUUAAAAUACCUGAAGAGAGUCUCAAUUCUAGUAUUAAGUUGGUUUUAAACCUUGAUAACAUUAAAGUUUUCAGAAGAUUUGUAGGAAUAUUAAAAGGAAUUUAGACUUAUAAACAUAUCAUUAAAAAUAUGAAUAUAGUGAAUUCCAUGUUUGUAUUGUGUUUAAUAUCAUCUCUAGAAAUUAACAGUUUAUAAACCAAAUCCUUAACUGCCCUUAUAGCUUUCAUUAUAUGUUUUAAUAUUUGCAAGUAGUUUAGUAGGUUAGGGAUGCAACAGCGCUUUUCAAAUUAUUGAAUUAUAACCAAAUUUUGUGUCUGGAUAGGAAUUACUAUAUUAAUUAAAGAUUUACAGUUUGUAAUGAUAGAGUUGGAGCAAGUUAAGCUGCAAUGUGCCUCAGUUUGCCUUACUUUGUUAUUUUAAGCUGUUUAACGCCAGAAUUAUUUGAAUGGGUUAAAUUAAAUUAAAUUGACCUGUCCAUCUGCUAGCCUGCGCGCAGACUAUAUAAUGAUGUAUAUAUAAUUAUGUCAUUAUAUAGUCUGCGUGCAGGCUAUCCAUCUGCAUGUCUACCUAUCUUUGGUUAAUUAUCUCAUUAGAUCAUUAAGUCACAAUGCUCUUUAGUGCACCCUAUUUUGUUAUUUCACUGUACUUCUGGACAAUAUUUCUCAACAAUGGUCAAAAAUGUAGUUGACUUCAUGUUGAUUACUGCCAUUAAUUAGCUAACUACUGUACUAAAUAAUUACAAAACUGUACCAAAUAUUAACAAACAAACUCGCAUUAAAAUGUUGCGGGGUUUUCUCUGCUUAUUCAGAACACUAAUAAACAAUGUGUCAAUGGCUGCGUUUUAACCUGGUUUUAACUCCAAAAAAGCAAGCAACGCAGUCAUUUUCAACUAAAAUCGGAACAGGCAAAUUAGGACGAAUUUCAACAGAAAACCAGUCUCAAACCUCAAAUCAUGAGGGAGGUCGGGCGACCACAUUAGGAUUUAUAUUAUUCGCUGUCGCCAUUGGCAUUGUUAUAAAUAAAUUGUCUCACUUAUCAGAUCGUGUGUGCAAUUCUUGUUGGCGGCGAAAAGUACGAAAUUUAUUUCAUUUGGUAAAGAACUCUACAUAAGAAGAGAGCGUUCCGAGUCCAGAUCGUUUCGUUUCAAACGGCAAUUUAAUACCGCCUUCUGUUUCGCUCUCUCUGCGAAGCCUUGUAAAUCGCAAAGUGUUUCGAAUAGGCUUACAGUUCUUACAUGCAACUGCAUCUCAACAUCACCAAAAGAUAAUUUUCUUGAGGAAGUGAGAACACAUAACGUAUCAACUGAAGUCUGUUUGAAAUUAAUGAAACUCAAGUAAAGGUUACUAUAGUUUACCCCAGUCGUAAUGUUGCUAUUCCAACACCUCACGACAAGCAAUCCCCAUUGGCAUAAAGGCAAAAACAUGUCUUCCUUCAAGUAAACAAUAAACAGUCUGUUCUUGUUCCAUUUGUAAUCGAAAAAAGUGAUCAAUUUUCCAAUUUUAAGCUUAUCGAGAGCCUUUGUCUAUGCCUUUGUGAUGAAUCACUGAGCAAAUACAUGCAAUUUCAUAUCAUUUGCUCACUCCAGUACAACAUAAGCAUCAAUACAUUUUUUAGGUUGACCCCCUGUCAGAACCAAUAACAGAAUGUGCAAAAUGCCAUAGUGAAACCCGAGAAUUCAUUAUAUUAUUGUGCACCUAUUGAUGUUAAGCCCCAAAGCAAAGAGCAAAUUUUCAAUCAAAUGCCCCACCGUCGGGCAAUGAAUAUUGGUCAAAUGCCGCACCAUUUUGCAAUAAAUUGCAAUAAAUACUAUGUUAAUAAAAGUCAUUCGGUUCAAAUUGCCCCAACUCGGGGCCAAAAUGCUAUUCAAAAUCCUCAGGGUGGGGAUGCAAUUGAUGAUCAAAUACCCCACAUAUGCCCAACCCCCAACCCCCUCCCCCCUCUGGGGGUUAACAUUGAUAGGUGCAAUAGGUGUAUGCAGCCUGGAAUACAAGUUAAUAUCACUGCCUGUGAAAUUGUGGUUUAUUUAGAGAAUAAAGGUUUUUUGAACUCUUCUAUAAAUAAAUUAUAACAGCAAAAGAUUCAUAUGCACCCAUAUAGGGAAGGGUUACAUGCUACAAGUUAAAGUACAGUAUAUACAUUAAAUAAUAAAAUAUAUAACAGUAAAUCCCCAAAUUGGAUUUAUUGAAACUAGUUAUUAGCUAGUUCUUCGCAAUUAAAUAACACAAAAACAAAUUAAUAAAAGUUAUUAACCAUUUCUGACACAAAUAGUAUUUGCAAAAUAUAGCACAUAUUUGAUAUUAUAGUCAAAUAGUACAGUGUACUGACAGUACUGUAUACUAUGUAUAGAUUAAAACUACAGAAAACCUGUACAACACAAAUAUGAGUAAUGUUUUCCCGCUCCAUUUAACUGUUGUGAUAUUAUACGCAUUAGGUAUACGUUUCUUUGCAUUUCCUUUGUAGUAUUAGUAUAUAGCACAGCUCUGAAAAACCAAAACAAUAUUCGUACACUCCUAAACGGCCGCCAUGUUGUAUAUAAGAAUAUACGGUUAAAAAUUAAUUUUUGCAAAAUUGCAACAUUCCAUUGUAUACCAGCAACCAAUCAUAUUAAUUUCUGAGAUGGAUUAUCCCAGAGCCUUCGUUUCCUUCCCAAGGAUCGCUGGCUCGGGGAACGAGAUUGAGACAGAGGUUUAAUUCAACCUGGUAACAGUCGUCGGUCCUCGCCAAUCGUGCUAGCUCCGAAGAAAGACGGUGAUUACCGGUUUUGCCGUGACUUUCGACGUGUUAAUUCCGUAACAAAGAAGGACGCUCAGCCAAUGCCCCGUAUCGGCGACAUUCUAGACCAGUUGGGGGGUGCACAUUACUUCAGUACCCUAGAUCUCGCUUCCGGGUAUUGGCAGGUACCGUUAAGAGAGGAAGAUAGGGAGAAGACUGCAUUUUCGGUGGGAGUAGACCACUGCGAAUUCACGGUGAUGCCUUUCGGUUUAACCAACGCUUCCGCCACGUUUCAGCGCAUGAUGGGGAACGUCUUGAAGGGGAUAAAGGGGUGCCUUGUUUUCAUCGACGACAUAAUCAUCUUUUCCGAGACGUGGGAGGAACACCAGCUAAUUUUGAAAGAAGUAUUUAGUCGUAUUCGCGCUGCUGGGUUGAAAGUAAAGCGGGAAAAGUGCCAGUUCGCGCAAGAGUCAGUUAAGUUUCUUGGGCAUAUCGUAUCGGCGAGAGGGACCGAGCCUGACCCAUCGAAGGUUGAGGCGGUGCGAGACUUUGCAACCCCAUCUUCCCUUACCGAGGUUCGUGCAUUCAUCGGUAUGGCAUCUUACUAUCGAAGAUUUAUAAAGAAUUUCGCGGACAUCGCUACGCCCUUGCAUGACAUGACUAAAAGUAGUCAGCCAGAGUUCAACUGGACGCUGUUAGCGGACAAGUCGUUCAAUGAGCUUAAUUUGUGCUGCACCAAUCCUAUCGUUGCCGGACUUUUCAGUUCCUUUCAUUAUAUAUACGGAUGCCAACGAUUACGGACUCAGUGCUGUCUUGUCGCAACGAAUAGGUGAACAUGAAUGUGUGAUCGCGUACGCCAGUCGAACACUGACGCCAGCAGAAAGAAAUUACUCGACGACAGAGAAAGGGUGUUUGGCCAUCGUAUGGACAGUAAACUAUUGGCGGCCAUAUUUGUUCGGUAAAGCGUUCGACAUUGUAACGGACCAUCAGAGUUUGACAUGGUUGCAGGGGCUAAAGGAACCUAAAGGCCGUCUUGCUCGGUGGAUACUCGCUUUGCAGGAGUACGAGUUCGAAAUUAAACAUCGGCCGGGGAAACAGCACGACAACGCAGAUACACUUUCCAGGUUCCCUCGAGUGUCACCCGCUCUUGUGCCGGAUUGGAGCCCCGAUGAGGACCUGAUGGUCGGAGUAGCAGCCACGGAAGUGAAUGCAUCGUGGCCAAAGGAAGAGAUAAUCAAGGCGCAACAGGACGAUCUAAGCAUUUUCUUGGUAGUGCAGAAGCUACGUUGUACUAACACAGCACCAAAGAAAGACGAGGAUGGUUGGAAUGAUAACGGAGAGCAACGUCGCUACAGGCAGUUAUGGCCGGAAAUGGAGAUGAGAAGGGUGGUCCCACGUAAAAUGCGUCCCGACCUUUUAAAGCUUUCCCAUAACGACCCUUGCUCCGGGCAUAUUGGAGUUAAUCGUUGCCUUGAGCGUCUGCAACAACAAUAUUACUGGCCUGUAAUGGCCUCAGAAGUGCAACUGUGGGUCGCAGAAUGUGAAAUGUGCGACCGCCGCAAGUCUCCAGUGUCGCCCCGUAAAUCACCCAUGAAAAGCAUAGAUGUUGGUCACCCAUUGGAAUUAUGGGCAAUGGAUAUCUUGGGCCCACUUCCUCUAACUGCACGGGGAAAUCAAUACAUCUUGGUGAUGUCUGACCACUUUACCAAGUGGGUAGAGGCGGUGCCGCUAGCCCACCAAAGAGCCGAUACCGUAGCGAAAGCUUUUGUUGACGUAGUUGUGACUCGACACGGUGUUCCUCGUAAAAUUCUAACAGAUCAAGGGAGGAACUUUGAAGCAGAGCUCAUGCGGCAGGUGUUGCAUCUUCUUGGGGUGGAAAAAUUUCGAACUUCGCCGUAUCACCCACAAACUGAUGGGCAGGUCGAAAGGUUAAACCGGACCUUGAAGGGAAUCCUCACAGCGUACGUGAAUAAAGACCACACUUAUUGGGACGUUCAUUUACCUCUCGCCUUGUUUGCUUACCGCAACUGCGUACAUUCAUCGUCAGAAGUUUCACCGUUUAGAGCGGUUUAUGGUCGUGAAGCCAGCACACCGUUAGUGCUGAUGGGCAUCCAGACAGAGGCAAAGGAACAGUUUAUCUCGAACUACUGCGAUGAGUUAGAGAAGUCCCUGAAGGACGUGCAACGCUUUGUGAAAGAAAAGAUUAGUGAGGCACAGAGGAAGCAGGAAAAGGGAUACGAUGAUCGCAACAACAUUGACAAAAGCACGCCACUUAAGGUGGGAGAUCGGGUUUGGCUCAACGACACAGCGGUUCCAAGAAGGCUUAGUCGAAAGUUACACCUACAAUGGUCCGGGCCUUACAUGGCCCUAAAUCGUCUUGGUGGCACAAAUUACCACAUUAAGCCCGAAUCAGGAAAUCGGAAAUCCAAAGUGGUCUACCGCAAUCGUCUGAAAUCAGUUCCUUGCCGACCAAGAGUGGAGGAAGGCAUGUCCACGUGCUCCCCGAAAGAAACCCAACAUACCGCAUUGCAGACCAACGAACCGACGAUUCAUCAUCAAGAGAAUUUAGUCGUGCAGCCUGCCCACCAAGAGAGGACUAACACGCUACGAAGGUCCACCCGUCGGCGUAGACAACCGGACAGAUAUCAGGACUAUAACCUAGAUGAGGUAGAGAUCGAGGACGCUCUCAAUUAG
Messenger RNA from Paramuricea clavata, 7157 nucleotides. Lineage: Eukaryota; Metazoa; Cnidaria; Anthozoa; Malacalcyonacea; Plexauridae. The record is from the annotation of a GenBank genome assembly.